UCAACUGUUCAAUCCCCUAAAAAAGACUGUGAAACUCGCCAGAAAAAUGAUCCGCCAAUUCUCACGAUUCACCAGCUCGGGCCCCGGCCUCGAGAAGACUCUGCGUCUCAUUCAGGCGCUCGCCCAGAUUGUUUCCGCGCUCUCCGUCGAGGCCACCACGGCUGCCCGUUGGGGAGUCGCUAAGUCGCAAUUGGGAUUGACACGGAGGUACUUUCGCUUCUUCAAUUUCAUUGAGUUCUUUGGCUCUGCAUAUAAUCUUGUUCUGGGCACCGAGGCCAAUCUCGGUGUCUUCUCGCUGAUCCAAGUCGGCAAAUGGAGCUGCCUGGGAUUGUAUACUGUCCUCGAGGAUUUAACUCUGCUUGAUGCAAUGGGCGUCUGGUCCGCCCCGUGGAACCAGGCUGUUUUCAUCGAAGCCAACAAGUUCUGGUUCUACGCCUUGUCACUGUCUAUUCUUGGGUCUGUAUAUGAACUGGCCUUCGCUAGUGGUGGUCCAACACAAAAGCCAGUGUCUGAGAAGCCGAAGUCCGCUUCUGAAAAGCCUGGUAAAAAGGAAAAGGCGACGAAGCAGGCACCUGCCACAGAACAAAAAGUCUCCAAGAAGAAUAUCAUCAAGCAGAUUGUAAUUAGCGGCUGUGACUUGAUGAUUCCGGGGUCUCUCCUUGGUUGGACGCCCAUGGGGAGUGAGACGGUGGGCAUGGCGAUGGUGUUGAGCACUAUGCUUCAACUGCCGGAUCUCUGGGCGAAAGCUCAGGGAAACUAAUGUCAGUACAACUGUUUGCUGAGUGGGGACUCGGGCAUGCUAUAAAUAUGUUAAAUGGAGGCAGUCUUCAGAAGAAUUGGGCGGUGGCUGCGUCAAAACGAACUGUUGGGUUAUAAGAAGGGCUAGAGUCAUAUAAAAGAGGUUUAGAUUUCUUGUUACUUCCAAGAUACUCCUUUAGUAGAGCUGCCCUGUUUGAAUCAAACCGUCUCG
Molecule: messenger RNA, 970 nt
Organism: Penicilliopsis zonata CBS 506.65
Lineage: Eukaryota; Fungi; Ascomycota; Eurotiomycetes; Eurotiales; Aspergillaceae
Exons: 3
Coding region: 47-760 (237 amino acids)
Biological process (GO): peroxisome fission; regulation of peroxisome size
Cellular component (GO): peroxisomal membrane
Source: RefSeq, a predicted model, not a curated record